GAAUGCACACAUUUCCAUUUCCUACACGACGUCGUCUCCCCUUUACCCUAGUGUUGCGCAGCACUGCCCUAAAAAGACACUAAAACCCUGUGAAAACCCCAAAGUCUCGUCUGCAAGAAAUGGCGUCUGUAGCAUUACGAAACCCAAACUCAAGGCGACUCGCUCUUCAACUCUCUCCUCAACUCUUCUGUACUUGUCGCGGAUCUAUCACUCCCAAUGUCUCUCAUUCUGUCGCCCCAAACGACGCCGUUUCCGCCUCUCCCUGGUGGAGCAGAUCCAUGGCCACUUUUACUCGCACGAAACCUCAUGUCAAUGUAGGCACAAUUGGGCAUGUUGAUCAUGGAAAGACAACUCUAACAGCUGCAAUUACAAAGGUGUUGUCUGAGGAAGGAAAUGCCAAGGCUAUUGCCUUUGAUGAAAUUGACAAGGCCCCUGAAGAGAAGAAGAGAGGAAUCACAAUUGCCACGGCCCAUGUCGAGUACGAGACAGCCAAGCGGCAUUAUGCGCAUGUAGAUUGUCCAGGCCAUGCCGAUUAUGUUAAAAACAUGAUUACUGGAGCCGCUCAAAUGGAUGGAGGUAUUUUGGUUGUAUCUGCCCCCGAUGGUCCUAUGCCACAGACAAAGGAACAUAUUCUGCUUGCACGUCAGGUUGGUGUGCCAUCACUUGUCUGCUUUCUGAACAAAGUUGAUGCCGUUGAUGAUCCUGAGUUACUAGAACUUGUAGAGAUGGAGCUCCGAGACUUGCUCAGCUUUUACAAGUUCCCUGGAGAUGACAUCCCGAUUAUCCGAGGUUCAGCUUUAUCAGCUUUACAGGGUACAAAUGAAGAAAUUGGAAAGAAGGCUAUACUAAAGUUGAUGGAUGCUGUAGAUGAAUACAUUCCAGACCCUGUCCGCCAACUUGACAAGCCUUUCUUGAUGCCUAUAGAAGAUGUUUUCUCAAUUCAGGGGCGUGGAACUGUUGCCACUGGUCGUGUUGAACAAGGAACAAUUAAAGUUGGUGAGGAUGUCGAGAUCCUAGGACUGAUGCAGGGAAAUUUAAAGUCUACAGUGACUGGUGUCGAGAUGUUCAAGAAAAUAUUGGAUCAUGGAGAAGCUGGUGAUAAUGUGGGUCUUCUUUUGCGUGGGUUGAAAAGAGAUGAUAUUCAAAGAGGACAGGUGAUUGCAAAGCCCGGUUCUGUGAAAACGUACAAAAGGUUUGAGGCGGAGAUAUAUGUCUUGACAAAGGAUGAGGGUGGUCGUCAUACUGCCUUUUUCUCAAACUACAGGCCCCAGUUUUACCUGAGAACUGCAGAUAUUACAGGUAAGGUGGAAUUGCCUGAAGAUGUCAAGAUGGUCAUGCCUGGGGACAAUGUGACUGCUAUAUUUGAGCUGAUCACUCCAGUUCCACUUGAUGCAGGCCAAAGGUUUGCUUUGAGGGAGGGUGGUAGAACUGUUGGUGCAGGAGUAGUUUCCAAAGUCAUAAGUUGAAAACCUGAGACGCAAAGCAUUGUAUUUUACAUUUUUGGUCUUGUAAGAAAACAUCUCUUUGAAAAUAGUUUCAUGAGUACUUGCAUAUGAGGUUUUCAUUUGACAAACUGCUAUUGGGAGUUAGAAUGCCAGUAAAAUUCAACAUACUGGAAGAGAAGUUCAUCUCUUGUUCCAUCUGUAAGACCCAAGACGGUUCUAGUUUACAUAUAAAAUUAAAUAAAUAUUAUCGCUGCUGUGACUAUUGUCCACGGUUUUUGGAUCA
This is a messenger RNA of Daucus carota subsp. sativus, 1728 nucleotides long. RefSeq names its product elongation factor Tu, mitochondrial. Gene Ontology annotation, cellular component: mitochondrion. The transcript has 12 exons. Bases 120 to 1466 code for a protein of 448 amino acids. The record is from RefSeq and is a predicted model, not a curated record. Gene Ontology annotation, molecular function: translation elongation factor activity; GTPase activity; GTP binding. Gene Ontology annotation, biological process: mitochondrial translational elongation. Lineage: Eukaryota; Viridiplantae; Streptophyta; Magnoliopsida; Apiales; Apiaceae.